GAGUGUGAUGGCGUGCUGAGCCGAAUGAAUUAUUCAAUCAGUUCAAUUAUUGUGUAAGCAAGCAUCAGUACAUGAAGCUACGUCCAGCAUUGGCGGCAUCUUUUAUGCUUUUGUAUAAUUAAGUUAAUGUGACGUUGGGAAUCUUAAACAUUUUAAUGCUUAUUUUCGUAAUUCCGUGUAUUGUUUUGUUGUGCAUGUAUGGGAUUGUCAGCAAGUGAAUUGUCCAGGAAGUUUAGUUCUAUUAUUCAUUGAAAACUUGUGUGUAACAUUGAAAAAUGGAGGGUUCAACAGAAACCAUUGUAACUCCAAAAAAGACGAGAAAGACUCGUUCCACAUCAGCAAAUGAAGAUGUUGUUGAAAAUAAAACAAAUUAUGAGCCGGAAUCGGUUAUCCCGAAUGGUAAAGGUAAAACAAACGGAGAGGAAUCUGGAGAAGACGAGAGUAGGCCUAAAACUGAAGUAAAAUCCAACAAAAUAAUUAAGAUUUCCAAGUCUACUAAGACAUCAGUGAAAGACACAGCUAAGACUACAGCAAGUCCUAAUAAAAAUAAACCUGAUAAACGACCUGAAGAAAGCAGUCCUUCUAGUUCAUUGCUGUCCGAAGAUUUUUGUGGGUUUGAAGAAUUCACUGAAUCAGAUGAACAGCUAAAAAAUAAAAGGGCUUUACAAAGAUUGCUCGACAGUCUAGAAGAUGUAGAAGAGAAAGAGAAGAAGACUGAAGACGAAUCGGAAGAGGAAGCAAUGACAGCGGAGGACGCAGAUGCUGCAGACUCAGACUCGAAUCAGAUGGAAAUAGACGAAGGCAACUCUCUUGCUGACUCAGUCGAGUUUAGUGACAAAAAUGCCAAAAAGGUAAAAGAUUCUGACAGAGAAGUUAUGGAAACAGACUCAGUGAAAAAUGUGGAGGGUUCUCCUGAAAAGCCCGAAGGGGAUGCAAAACCAGCUGAAGAACCAACUACGGAACUAGCAGCUGCAGAGUCAGGUGAUCAGCUGAAAGUGGAGUACUGUGGAACUUGCAACCUUGUUGUGGACGAUGCAGAAGAGGGCAUCUGUUGUGACGGCAAGUGUGAGCGUUGGUUCCAUCUGCAGUGUUCUGGCCUUACACAGGCUGAGUACGAUGAACUGAGUCAUGACGAGAACGCCAAGUGGGCAUGUAAUAGAUGUUCAGGAAAGCCACCACCUGAAAUAAAACCAGGAGCUAAACCUCUUCUUACUGUUCGCAAAGAUCUGACCGCAGUGUCGACUCCUUCGCCAAAACGAAAAAUUACAACUAAAGAAGAUAAACGUCCAAGAGUAGACAUAUCAAAUCCUAUCUUUCUCAAACCUUUUGACUAUGGUUGGAAGAGAGAAUUAGUCUUCCGCAGCACUAGUGAUAGUGCCACUAAAAAACAGGGUGAUGUUUAUUACUACACACCUAAAGGGAAGAAACUUAGAUCCCUAAGAGAAAUUGGAGAACAUUUGAUAGGAACUGACCUCUCCAUCGAUAACUUUACGUUUUGGAAGGACGCACUGGGAUGUGACCCUGAGAAGGAAAUAAUCCGGGACGCCAAAAUUAAGUUAAACAAAGACAAGGACUCGAAUGCCUCGCCAGUACCAACAGUGAAGAAACCAGCACCUCCAAAGACACCUAAAACUCCCAAGACAACACCGAAACUGACGGCAACAGUGACGCCCCUAGACAGCGCCAGCGGACUGCCUGUGGUGGCCAAGGUGUCAGCCAGCGUUACGCCGAGAGUAGUGCUGAAAGCGGGGAAAACUGGCAGCCUCAACACUGGGCCAAAGUUUAAGGCCACUCCUAACAAGACCAACACUCCUGUCCAGCCAAACAAGAUAGUCAUCAAUAAAGAAAAAAAGAAGAAGCCAGACAGCGAUGAUGAUAUGGAAAUGGGAAUGCUCCCUCCGACGUGGGAUCCUGUGCAGAAACCCAAAGAAAACAAGAUCCGGCAGAUGGACGUCUGCUCCAUACGUUGUCUGCCAGCCAUGGGACUGAUCCCUACGCUUCAGUGCAUCGUCUGCUUGUGUCUGUAUCAUCCAGAGUGUGUAGGUCUAGGAGAGACAGGCCAGACAACCAUUCACAACUACAAGUGUAAAAAUUGCCAAUUGGAGAAGCCCAAACCAGCUGCUGGAAACAAUCAGAAAAGCGCUCAAUUGCUUCCCCCCCCUCCGCCCCUUACACCGGCGCUGAGUUCCAUUAAUACUUCUACAGUACCCAUGUCUCACAUGAUGGUUCCCGCAAAGAACUCUCUUCAACGAAUCAUGGAUAAUAAACUCAAUAGAAAUGUGGAAGGUCCGAGGAACAGGACACCGGUUACAAAAUCUACUUCGAUUGUCGGUGGAGUCACCACGUGGUUACCUCCUUCCUCGACUAUUCAGCUCCGUUCACCCACCCUAGCCACUAAGUCUUCUCCCUCACAGAAAGCUCUCCUCCCCUCCACCACCUCUCACGACCCCCCAUCGGGUCAGCCGGUUCAGUCUGUGUUAACCACCGGGACACAUCGCUUUAUCGUAGUUCCUAAACACAACGUGUUGUCUGUCUCUCCCGCUACCACUUCGUCAACUCAGGUUUCAGACAGUGUCAGCACACAAGUCACCACAACCACCUCAGAUGCAGGCUCCGGCGUAGCCACUCAAGCCUACGGACCCGGAGGUCCUAUUCUACCCAAACCCCAAGUCUCUACCCCGGCUUUCAUCCUCGGAUCUCCUACUACCACCACUAGUGGUUUCCAAAGUCCUCCCGGGGUUCUGCUAGUCCCUUACAUCGCCCCCCAGACCUCCCCCACACAGAAGGAAGGCCAACAACCCCAGUAUAUCGUUGUAAAUGGCCCCUCGGGGCUGCAGCCCGGCAAUUUCAUUAUCGGCAACAUUCCACAACAGCAGCAGCUCAAGCUGGCGUCAGUCCCAACCUCUCAACCUGCCGACCUGCCUACACUAACUCCAGUCAAGAGAGCUCUGGAGGAGGCGGAGGGUCCUCCCCCUGCCAAGCAGGCACGUCUGUCGUCUGCACCUGCACCUGCACCUGCGCCUAACAUGGAGCUGCUCAUGUCCCAAGCCUGUGGCAUGUACGACUGUCUACUGCAAGUGUUCCAGUACCUCAAGGUGCAGGAGGUGCUGCGUGCCAGCCGAGUGUGCAGAAUGUGGCGUGACCUCGCCCUGCACAAGAGUUUGUGGGAGGUGGUAAGGAUGAAGAACUCUCAGGUGAAGGACUGGGAAGGGUUUGCAGCAACGUUACGUCGCACCGGGACUCGUCACCUAGACCUGCGCAAGAUGCUGAUGCCAGACAAGCAGGAAGCACUGAGAGCUGUGUGGGCAGACUGCAUCAAGGCUCUCAGCAAGGUCAACACCCUGGUUAAGCUAGACAUGUGCCGCUGUACUGGUGGUUGGCUGGAACAAAUCAUAGCUGUGUGUCCUCAAAUAGAGUACAUUUCUGCCGGAGCAAUCAAGAGCAGUUCAUUGAACCUUACCUCAUUGAAAAACUGUCAAAACCUAACAGAAUUAAGACUGAAGAGUCUGAGUGGCAUGGAAGUAAAUAACAUUGACGUACUUGAAAACCUCACCAAAUUAAAAAAUGUGUCUUUAACAUCAGUGAAAAAUAUGACAAAGGUGCUUGAAGUGGUACCAAAACUCACAAAUCUGGAAGUUCUGGAGUUGGGGGAGAUGACAAACCUUUCCAAUGAGGCUGUGACAGAGGCCUUCUCCAAGCUAACCAAACUUCGAAGGCUCAGGCUGGAAAAGGGAGGUGAGGGUUGUCCUACAGACAUCAUACUGGAGACCAUCAGUCAACUGCCCAGUCUUGUACAACUGGAGCUCAUCAACUUUGAUGUUAAAGCUGGAUUCGAUGAAGCGCUGGGCCGCUGUACAAACAUCAAAGUAUUACUUAUCAUUCCUACGUAUGUCACACAGUCUGCGACUACCAACCAUCUGGUGAUAGAGGGUGUGAGCAAACUAAGCAAGUCAUUGGUUCACUUUGUCUGGGGACUGACUUUGGAGCUGCUCAGAGUUACAGACCUCUUCAUCGACCAAUGGGAAAUGAACAAGAACACGGGGCCCAAGAGUCCAAAUCAAGCACCCAAGAAAUCUGCUGGAGACAGCAUUCCGAUCCUGAAGCCUUCAACAAAAGACGGGAAGAAGGUGAAGGAAGGUGCGGUGACGCAAGUUGAUGUUCUUCAACUCCCUAAAUUGCACAAAGUCCUGACGACGUUGUUACCCAACACAAGAAUAAUCAUCCUGAAAGUUCCGUUCAGUGCAACGUGGAGACAAACCAUCUCCGGCUCCACGCAGUAACACAGAACAAACCAGACACAAUGACUGAAAGUUUUGUCGUUUUGUAUAAAAUUUAUUUUUUCAUGUGUUAUUUUUUAAGUGACUGAUUCCAAAGUGAGUCGUAGUGACAAAAAACAAUGGUGUUAACUAUUAUGGUUGCACAGUGAAAACCUCAUUAAUAUACUAUGUAUAUAUUGACUCCAGUUGAUUUCAAUAAUCUAGUUUAGAUUGUUGGUAAAGUGCUGCAACGAUAACAGUCAAAUGUCUCUUCGACAUUUUUGAUUGGUAUUUGGCUGUGGUAUGAUUCGCACUAAGAUUCCGUAGUAAGACACACAAGGGUAGUAUCUGUUCUCUUUCUAUGUCAAUUGUCGUAAGGGCAAUUAUUCAAGAUGCAACUUUGACAACAAUCAAUACUGUGUUGGAUAAGAGAUACUAUUAAAUCACCCUUGUAUUAAGUUUAUAAUUCCAUUUAGUGUUUUUUUUUUCUCUUAUCAAUGUUACAAAAAUCAUUUUAGUAACAUAACUUUCCGUUCUAGUGUUAUUUUACAGUGUAGUAAGUUUAAAGAUUGAUGCCUUUCAGUACCAGUAAGAUGCAAUUAAUUUAGUAGUAAGUUUGCAAUCGUUACGUUUUCAUCCGUUUUAAUUUUUUCAACAAUGGCUUUGAUUGUUAAAUAUAUAGUUUUUCUUAAGUGUUUUUUUUUUUCUCUUAUGAACAUUAACGUAUAUAGAAAAUAUAUUUCUAGCUUGAUAAUAAAAAAAGCUAGUUAAUCAGAUGAAAUUUGGUGGCAGUCAAAAGGUUUGAAAUUAUAAUUUUUUCAUAAAUAAAAAAAUCCAUCUCAGCACAAAUUGGGAAUAUAACUAUUCAUGCAUGGUCCGCAGUAUAUAAAAACAUGCCUAAUGAUAUAUUUAUUCGUUCUUUUUCACUACUGCGAGAUGGAUGAUAACAUGAAUCAUAGUACCAUUUUAUUUCAAAUUAACAGUCUUGCAUGAGGGCAACUGCAUUAUUAUUUGAAAUUGUAUUGGAGAAAAAUGUAAGAUGAGUUGGGAAACUAAGCUUUAUAAAAUAAGUUUAGCCUUGUAAAAAUAUUUAAAUUUAUAAAUUAGGUGUAAGUAAAAGUUUUACAAAUCACGAUCUACCACUAAAGUUAUGUACAAGUCUUAUUGGCAUUCUAUGAUGUAUUGAUAUUUAAUAUGCAUCAUCAAUAUGUAGGAGUAUAAUGAAAAGUUUAAAAUUCCUUUUUCUAUUUAACUUAUUGAGUGUUAUAACUUACCUACCGUUAAUUAUGUAUGGCUUUGCUUUAUGUGUUUCAAUAUUUAAUUUUUUCUGACAAGUUGUUCCUAUUGAGGAUAUUGGCAGUGGAUUAUGGUUAAAUGAUUUUAUAGUAAAGACUGUGAUCUUGCUAUGAAAUACAAAUACCUUCAAAUGUGUCAAAAAUCAUUAUACUUUUAAUUAAUGUCCCAUUGUGUUAGUUUAUUAAUACUUCGGAUUGACUUGUUUCAAGACACUUUUUAUGCAAAAAUAAACUGACAAAUAUUUUGCAUUAAUUCAUUACCAAGCGACUUAUAAAACUGAUUUGUUAGAUUUCACUUAUUUUGUACAAAAAUAAUGGUAUUUAAUUUGUAUAAUUAAUAUAGUUCCAUUUUGUACUAA
Molecule: messenger RNA, 5910 nt
Organism: Macrosteles quadrilineatus (aster leafhopper)
Lineage: Eukaryota; Metazoa; Arthropoda; Insecta; Hemiptera; Cicadellidae
Exons: 21
Coding region: 276-4280 (1334 amino acids)
Molecular function (GO): DNA binding; protein binding
Source: RefSeq, a predicted model, not a curated record